Staurois parvus is the source of this 393-nucleotide messenger RNA. The record is from the annotation of a GenBank genome assembly. NCBI's taxonomy places the organism in Eukaryota, Metazoa, Chordata, Amphibia, Anura, Ranidae.
UAUGAUCCGCCAGGUGGUGCUGUUGGCUGUCCACUUGACAGACCUACCCAAAGCGUGGAGUCUAAGUCCCGGUCUGUGCUUUCACCAGGGCCCCUGAUGGUGGGGAUGGACUUGAAACAGACCAGGACCAGGUCACGACCUCUGAGCAGGCCUGCCAGCGGCAGGGGGAACCACUGGGGAUGUAUGGUACCGGAAGAGCCAGAUGAGAGAGUAGAGUAGUCAGGACAAUCCGGGUCAAAAUGCAGGAGAGAGUAGAAAUCGGCAGGCGGAGAAUCGUCAGGUCACUUGGCAGGGUCAGCAGGAGAAGUCAGUCCGUAGAUAGGUUUUAACAAGCCGGGGGUCAGGAUGGGAGAGAGUAGAGUAGUCAGGACAAUCCGGGUCAAAAUGCAGGAG